CCCCACCCCGCGCGCCCCCGGCACCCCGGCCCACCUCCCUCCCGCACGCCCUCCCCCGGGCCUCGGCACGAGAGGACACGUCAGGGGACAUAAAUAAAUAAAUAAUUCCAUUCAGCGGGUGACAGCGAGGCGAAGCGGCUGCAGCUGGGCGGGGGGGACCCGGAGAGCUGCGCUGCGCUGCGCACCGGGUGUCUGAGCCAGUGUCUUCCAGACAUGAUAUCAAGUUACAUGAUGGGAGAAAUAGCGUGGAAAAAAUGUAUCUAUUUCAGCUACAGAGAAGGAAAAUCAGAAGAUUAAAUGCAGCAAUCCAAACUGCCAGAGAGGUCACCUUCUUUGACCCUCGAUAUAAUUUAAGCCAAGUUUACUUUACACUGUGAGAAUUAUGAACUAACCGUGCAUGUCCAAGCAAGUUCUUCAGGAAGAAAGAGGGAACUACCUUUCCCCUAUUUGAGAAGAGAGAAGGAAAGGAGAGCGGAGACUCAGCCUCUGGAGAGCUGUGUGCAAGCUUGCUCCUGGCGAAAAGUUAAUGAUCAAUCAGUCCCUGUGUUCUCAGCUCUGAGUCCCCAACAAGUGGCUGAUGUGGCUCUUUUCUCUCUCUCUCCAGGUAAUCUGGAGUCUACACUACCUCUGCUAGCAUAUUGUCUUCAAAUAUUGCACGUCAACUUAAAGUGACGAGGCUUAAAUAUUCUGCACACCACCCAAAGAAGUCUGCUAAAGUGGUCAUCUGACGACAGGUUACCUUAGUCUCCAGCAGAAGUGCAGAAAUGCCAGCACCGACUGCUGUGCCACCUCCACAUCCCCUUCCUCCUGAUGGAGGUUGGGGUUGGGUGGUAGUUGGGGCAUCCUUUAUCUCCAUUGGAUUUUCAUAUGCCUUCCCCAAAUCUGUCACAGUAUUCUUCAAAGAUAUUCAGGAAAUAUUUCGUGCUGGACACAGUAAAGUCGCAUGGAUAUCAUCCAUCAUGCUGGCUGUCAUGUAUGCAGGAGGUCCCAUCAGUAGUGUCUUGGUGAAUAAGUACGGCAGCCGGCCAGUGGUGGUGAUUGGAGGGUUGUUAUGCUGUACGGGAAUGAUCUUGGCUUCCUUCAGCACCAGCAUGAUCCAACUUUACCUCACGAUUGGCUUCAUUAGCGGUUUAGGAUUAGCAUUCAACCUGCAACCAGCCUUAACAAUACUCGGAAAAUACUUCUAUAGGAGACGACCCUUGGCAAGUGGCCUUGCCAUGACUGGAAGUCCUGUUUUCUUAAGCUCAUUGGCUCCCUUCAAUCAGUACCUAUUUAACAGUUAUGGCUUGAAGGGAAGCUUCUUAAUUUUGGGUGGCAUAUUUUUGCACUCCUGUGUGGCUGGGUCCCUCAUGAGACCAGUUGGGACCAGUCAACAAAGUCCGAAGUCUAAAAGUAAGGUUAGUUCAAGACAUGAUUCCAGUACGAAGAAAGCCCCUAAGUUAACAUUAGCACAAAGGAUUAAUAUGUUUUUGGAUUUCAGCCUUUUUAAACAUAGAGGGUUUUUGAUCUACCUAUCUGGAAAUGUCAUUAUGUUUCUUGGAUUUUUUGCCCCUGUUAUAUUCUUGUCUCCAUAUGCUAAAAACAGAGGAGUGGAUGACUAUAAAGCAGCUUACUUGCUGUCUGUGAUGGCUUUUGUGGAUAUGUUCUCUCGGCCUUGUGGAGGAUUAAUAGCCAACACCAGGUUAGUCCGUCCAAGAAUCCAGUACUUCUUCAGCUUAGCCAUCGUGUUCACUGGCGUAUGCCAUCUCCUGUGCCCACUGGCAGAGAGCUACACGGCUUUGGUGGUCUACGCCAUAUUUUUUGGCUAUGGAUUUGGAAGCGUUAGCAGUAUCCUCUUUGAAACUCUCAUGGACCUUGUUGGACCUGCCAGGUUUUCCAGUGCUGUGGGACUUGUCACGAUAGUGGAGUGCUGCCCAGUUCUUCUCGGCCCUCCUCUUGCUGGUAAAUUGGUCGACGAAACUGGAGAACAUAAAUACUUGUUCGUAGCCAGUGGGGCAAUCGUGGUACUAGCAGGCAUUUGGCUAUUCAUUGGCAAUGCUAUAAACUAUAGACUUCUCGCCAAGGAAAGGAAGAGAGAGAAAGCAAGAAAGAAGAAAUCACCUAACCGUCAUUCCAAAGAACUGGAGUCUUUGAGCAAGUCCAACCAGGACGAUGUUGCUGUCAGAGUCCCACAGGCACACAGAUCUCCAUCAGAUAAAGAAAGAGAAAGUAACAUUUAACUGAGUCUCACUCCGCAUCAGUGUUUAGGAAUUUACUUAUGAGUUUCUUGUGUUUUUCAAAUUGUCGAAAAGGUUUUAGCUCAAACAAAUGAUCACAAAUAAUAAUAAUAAUGAAACUGAUACCUUCCUCAAUGACAUAUUACAAAUUAGUUUUAACACUUGUUUUGUAGUUAAAAUUUGAGAUUAUGCAUAAAGAAAAUCCAUGCAGUGGCUUAUUUGGAGAGGUGACUUGGGAUGUUGUGAUGAAAAAGAAUUUUAAAAUCUUUCGGUGACAUUCACUUUUUAGCUGUAUAAUGAGAUCUGCAUCCCAAACCCCUGACUUACUUAAGCAUCAUUAAUUCCACAUGAUGGCGCUCUUCAAAGUUCACUUUGAUAUUGAGGUAAGCUGAGGACAGUCAUGUCUCUAUUCACACACAAGGAGUCACGUAUCUAUCCACACAAACACUGAGUAUCUGGAGAUCAUAAAGAAAUAAAUGAAUUUGAAAAAAAGUAUUAUAGUCAUUUUUAAGUAAAAGAAAAAAAAAAAAAACUCUUCCAGGGAGACAAUGAGAAUGUCUUUGUGUGCAAUUUGUGUGCAAUUUUAUAGUUUGAAUUAAAAAUAGCAGUAUAUGGUGAAAAUCAAAGUGUUGUCAAUUCAAAAAAGUGAGCGACUAUUACUACAAGAAAAAAAAAUCUAUAUAAAAUAAGUUUGGCUUAAAUAAAAUCCUUUACACCACUACGUCUCUACAGCCAUGCCAGAUUAAUCUGCAUCCACAGUUUCCUUGAGAGGCUGCAAUUAGAACCUGGUGCUAGAGAAUAGAACCCCCACCCCCCACCACCACCAAGGAAUUCUUACCUACUACAUAAACUGAAUUACAACUUAUUGGCACUGAACGAUCAGCUGAAUCUAUUGAUUUUAAAAGUAUCUUAACUCAUAAUGUACAAAUUAAAGAUGACUUCAAACAAACAAACAACAACAGUGACAAAAACUAGGGUUUGAUCCCGAUUCAAUAUUGUGCUGUGCUGAACUCUCCAACCAAAUAAACUAGAAUCCUAGACCAGGUUAUUUUAGACCUGACAAGAGUAGGGGGCACUACAGAGCCAAUCACAGUCUUCUAACUCUUUGCUAUAAUGAGUAAAAGGCAACAAGUAACCCAGGCCUUGAAUUCAGUCUCUGAACAUUCCUCCUGUUAUGGAAAAGAGAGAGGAGGCAGUUUAAAAUGCUGCCCUCUACCGAUUACAUUACCUGCUGCCUGAGAAUAAAGCCGGGAAAUUGAGGUGUGUUGGGUAGGAGACAUUUCUAGAAAUAUAGGCUGUGGGGGCUGGCAGGCAUUUAGUUUAUAACACAAUACUGAUGUCGGAGAGUUGCUGCUCAGGUUAACUUUUUCUCAUUUUCCUAUGUAAAGGUAUCUGACAUUCUUAAGGCAUAUCUGUGAUUUCCUAGUGUGUAAGUAUUAACUGAAACUAAAUAUUCUUAUGUCUCAUUUAAUUUUAUGAUAAAUAGAAAAAAAUUGUGCUUUAUUACUGAAGUGACGUCACUCUUACAGUGUCCUUUUCUAUUUUUUUAUUGCAGUAGAGAUGGGUGCUAUUCUUAUUCCUUAGAAGACUCCACCUAGAUGCCACUCUUUCAUGACAUUAACAUUAAAGAUUUGAUCUGCUCAUAACAUGUGUACAUUUCAAACAUGUGGUUCAUAGAUUCAUAUUUAGGGAGCAAGAUAAGAUUUGGGUUUUCUUCAUCUAACAUUUGCUUUUUUGAAUAUGAAAAUACUUCUAAUUUUAAAUUAUUUUAUUAAAAAAAGGUGUGCCAAUACUGUACAGAAAUGAAUCGGGACAACGUGACACCAUAUGGCUUUUUUAAACUUAAUUCCACCCAGUCUUAAAUCAGCUUUUUAAUAUGAUUUCUUCUUUCGUAUUCACUUUGGUUUGUUAGAAGGAAUCAUUGUAGUCAUUCAUAAAUACUUCUGAAACAAAUGUCUUGCAUUCUUUGAAAAUAUCUUUUAAGCCAUUAUACACAGGAGACAGCAGGAGGAGAGGAACACUAAGCAGGGGAAGGGCAGGCAGUCAAUGCCCGUGUGCUCUGUCCCCUAGUGAUCCUGCAGGGAAAUCCCAGGGCUUUUCUUUCUCCUUAGAAAGAGGUUUAGUUUUGUCACUUACUGAGGACCCAAAUCAAAGAAAUUGCUUUUAUUUUGCUGCUUUUCAGUUGCCUUAAUGGUUAUAGCAUUGGUUUGUAUUUUUAUUUUUUUAAGGAGCUAUAACCUGAUGUGUUAAGCCAUGCUGGAAACAUGACAUUUAUAAGUAUGUGUAUCUAUAACAGAUGAACAGAUGUGUUCAGAGUUAAGCCCUGACUUACUCACAUAGGUAACAAAACCAUAAUAGAAGUGAAUCUACUUAUUUGAUUUUUUCCAGUCCAUGGCAUGUGUUGAAAUAUUUGUUGCCUUAAUGAAAUUUCUCAAGGACUGAGGAAAGACUACUUGCCUAUCUAAUUACAUAAGUAGAGGAGGAAAUGUAGCUGGCACCGUUGUCUGCAACUUCAUGGCAUUCUUGUCACCAAGAAACACCCGAUUUUAAAUGUUGAAGAUAAGAUACUAAAUUGAUACCAUUAAAAUCCCCACUGAGUACAAUUAAUCAUCUCAAAAUUAUGCAAAAGGAAGUAGAGUACCCAUAAUUUGUGAUCACUAGCUAAUUCACAUAUCUUGCCGUUUGCUUGUUGAAUAUCCCAUAGUUUUUGCUAUGUCACCUUAUCUAUUUCUUCCUCAUCCAUAGACAGUUCUGCCCUUCAUUUCUUUCUUGGUGCUUUUGGAAGAGGUAAUGGGCUGGGUAGUAAUAAGUAUCAUACUCACGACCUGACGUUUUCUCAGUAUAAAUUUAUAUGGCUUGGGGCUAGAGAGAUGGCUCAGAGGUUAAGAGCACUGUCUGCUCUUCCAGAGGUCCUGAGUUCAAUUCCCAGCAACCAUAUGGUGCCUCACAGUCAUCUAUACUGGGGUCUGCUUGCUCUUUGGCAUGCAAGUGUACAUGCAGAUGGGGCACUCAUACACAUAAAAUAAAUUUUAAAAUCUUUUUAAGAAUUCAUAUAACUCAUAUAGUUCACCAUUUUGUUCUGUGUUUCAACCACCUUUACUUAAAUGGCUACAUGUUCAACCCAGACACUAGAAAAGAAAUAAAACAAUUCUGUUUCAUAUGUUCAAAAGUAUACUAUAAAGACUUGUCUACUCACCCACUUCUAGCCCUACAACCUGACAAUCAAGAAUAUAGAAAAGUAUAAUGUAAUUUUGUAUAACUGAUAUAAAUACUUGAAAUUACAUUUUAUCCAAAAUAGAGGAGCUAAGAGAUCUGUGACAUACACUUUGCCUUUUAAUAUUUAAACCAAAGCCAUACCCAAAGUCAUAAUGUGAUACUACAGAAUGUGACCCAUGAAUGCACAUAGAUGCGCACAUGCAGCUCAGCAAAUUUCUCUGAUAUUAAAAGUAGUAUAUUGUCAAACCAAAUUUUAAACUUAAGCUUAUCUAAAAGCAGAAAGAGUCCUUAGGGUGUUCACGCAACUUACAAAUAUAGAUGAUAGUACGAAAAGCAAGUAAAAAGAUAGAUACAAAAGUGUAAAUGUUAUAUUGGAAAUUAGACUUAACUUCAAUCUCUACUAUGAUUUAUUAAAUGUCCAUUAAUAUAUGCAUUUACUAUAAGCAAAAUAUAGUUGCCUGCUUAUUAUCAGUUCAGUUUAUCUCAAAUAAUUAGAAUUAUAUAAUAGCUGAAAGUGCUUUCAUAAAACCUUUUCUCAUAUAAAUGAUGACAUGUAUAUAUGACUCAAAAGUAAUGUAUUUCCUCUGAAGUCAGAAUAAAAGAAAAUGUUAUUUAUUAUGCAUAUACUAUUCCUAUACUUACUAUAGAAUAUAAUUAUUUGAAUUCUAUUAACCAUCCAAUUUAUAGGAUUGCCCCUGAAACUAAGAAAUAAAUGUUUAUGAGGUCAAAGUAAUUAAAUUCAUCAGUACAAUACGUUUUUCAUUAUUUAAGAAAAACAUAUCCAAUAUCGUUACUUAUUAACUUCCUCUGAGCAUGAUCUUGUUCCAUGAGAACACAACUGUUACUGCAUUUGUCAUCUCUUGCUAGACAUUUUGAAGAGCUUAUGCAUCACUUUUUGUUUGAGAUCAGUCUCUCUGCAGUUUCCUGAUGGCAUCACAUGCUGUUACUCCUCUGUCGUUUGCAAGAACAGCCUCCCUGAAGCAUAUAUAUUUCAAGACAGAGCCGCACAUCUUCACAAAUAGGAAAGACCCUUCUGAUUCUAGGCUCCAGAGUUCUGAGAUUGUAAAGGCCUAGAAGCUUUCUUUCAAAUACGGAUUUUUCUGUAAGUAGGAUAAAUACAUAAUUGAAUCUGAUUUGACAAAACCUAGCAAAGUAAAUCUAAUUGUCCUUGGCAAUUGCCUUCUGGCCUUCAAGAAUUAGAAUUAACCAUGGUACACCUCUGUGUUAUCAAUACAGUGUGACCACUGAUAAAGAUCCACCACAACUGUUCGCAACUCCAAACAUAUUUGGCAAUAUUGAAGAAAAUACUAUCUAGGUUAUUCUAAAAUACUAUCUAGGUUAUUCUAAAGUUUUGUGCCUAAAUCAUUCACUAUAUGAUCUUGUAUUUAUCAAUUUAAAAAACAUCUUUCUCAACCGUACAAUGUUUUCUUAAAUCCUAAACAACUUAAACCUAAUUAGGAAACUAUAACUAUCUAGUCUUCAACCUCAUCAGAGACUUGAAAAGCGAUAAAAUUUAAGUAGGAAGUGCAGGCAAGCAGCUCCCAAAAUUAAGAGAUGACACAGACAGUUUAUGGCCUGGUCAGUCACCCAUGAGCCGUGUCUUGAGGCCAUCAUCUUUACCAUUCAAACUUUGUCUUUGAGUGCUCAUACUCCGUAGACUUUGCGUCUUCAGACAGUAUUAUUGUAAGAUUAGAAGUCCUCUCUGUGCUUUCUUUACUUUGAUACACUGAUGGACAGAUCUUGGAAACCUUGUGUUAGUAUUAUGAAUGACAUUUCUAAAAGUCUCUUUGAACUAAUUGAAAUUAACUCUCACACUGAAUAAAAUCACUGUUCCCGUCUCAGCUGGAACAUUCCUUACCAAUCCAUUUUCUGCAACAUUCUCUAACUUUUUGAAUUUCCUUUUUCUGUAAUGUUUAGAUAAACAUUAAGUUUUUAAGAUUUUGGUCCUAUCCUUCUGGACAUUUUUCAUAUAGAUUAUUUCCUUGGUUGUGGUGGUUCAAUUACACUGUCAUUGUUUGCAUGGUCUUUUGUUCUCCAGUGACAGUUAAUAAGGUAAGCAACAUUCAGCAGUAAUAUAGAAGACCAGCAUAUUGUGAAUUUAUUAAUAUUACAGUGACUAUUUUACAUGAUAAAACUGGCGUAUGUGUUUAAAUUAGAAUGACAAAAUAAGCUACUGAUGAAAUAAGCUUUAUAUGCAAAACAGGCACUGAAUGGAUAUGUCCACUGGGGUAUUGUAAAGGAAAAAGUAUUUUGUCCAGAAAGAUUUUAAUCUCACUAAAUUUCAAACAUGAAAUUUCAAAUACAUUUGACGAUGAUGUUCAUUGUAUAGUUUUGUUGGCUGUGAUUUCAUUUUUUCUUUUAUAUUCACCUAAUAAUAUUUUUGUUAGACCCACUUCAUACACAAUAUGUUCACUGAGUCACCACAGGUUUCUGUGGCUUUGCUUUUCUACCACCUCUACUGACAGAAGUCUAAGUAACUUUGGAUCUCAUGAUAUAAGACCAGUCAAUUGAAAUACUGGUUUGGAAAAAUUAGAUGUAGUUGUAUUUUGAUUUGUAGUGUAUUUUAUUUUGACAUGUGCAAAUAUCUAAAGUUAUGUUUAAUUAACUCAUCUCACCCUGUACUUGUUUUUUGUUAGUUGUCCACAUUUUGCAGUACUGUAUUAGAGCAGACUGACCUUUGCUUAAGUGUAGCCCAGUGCUGAGUGAGCGCAGGCUUGAAGAUAGAACCCAUCUUUUGACUUCUAUUCACUACCUAAGCCCAGGUGUCAGUAAUGGUGACCAUAGAGUGAGUAAAACAUUUUCCUAGAAAUACACUUAAUAAUUCUUCAUAUUCAAUAUAAAUGUAUUUCUUCAAUCAUACUUUGCAAAGUCAGGUUUAUAAACUUAAUUUGAUUGCCUCAAUAAUUUUGGAUAUGUCACAGACAGGAGUACAGUACUGAAUUUUGCACAAUACAUAUUAUGAUAAGAUCAAGGCUAUUCAAGAAAUGCCAGUAUUAUGUUGAUAGAAAUGUGUCAGUGUUCCUUUAAUUACCCUUUUGUCUAUAUCUAGACCUUAUUUUUAAAGACAUUUGUUUCCUAUAUAAUUGCUACCAUUUAAAUAAAGGACAUCGCUAAUACAAUGCUAUGAGAAUCUGCAAAGAUGUUAAAGGAAAGUGUUAUUAGAAUGAUUCUAUCAGGCAAAACUGGACACUUAACAGGUAGCUGACCACAAUGAAACAAAAGCUAACGCCAGAGAAUAACAUUUACCUCUGCUGUGGCUGCACAGAUAUCAUUUCUAGAUUUUACUUUUUCAUAUCUCUAUAGAAAUCAAAAACAAACACCAGAAAUCAUUCAUAAUGAAAUAAAUCUCUGGAAUAAGAUUGUUGGCUCUUUGGAGGUCAUUUUGACAAAGUAGAAAAAGCACUCUUCUGCGCAGAAAUGUUUGCAGCAGUUAUGGGGACAUCUACUGUGGAGUCCACGGUAGUGUAGGUGUUCACCAGCUGGCAUGGCUCAGGAGAACUUUGUGCAUCGGAGAGACUGUUACACCUCUCCAAGCAUACGCAGCUUGGUUAUGUUCAACCAGACUGAUGCAACAUGACCAGUAUUGUCAUUGUGACAGGGGACAAUGAGGUAUUACCUUUCUUGGUGAUGGUACAAUCGAUAUCAUUUCAUUUAAUCAGAGGGGUCGUACAGUAAUUGCUGGGGGUGAAAUAGCAGGAUCUUCCCAAAUAUUCAAUGCAAUCGGCAUUUGAUUUGAAACUUUUAAAAAUAUGUGUUUAUGAAAUAUUUUCAAAAAUGAAAAAUUCUCUAUUUGUGAAAGAAAUUUUGAAAAAUUGUUAGGACAUACUUUGAAUAAAUAUUUUUCAUCAUAGUUUUAGAUUAAAACUAAGAUUGUUGGGGGAAAAGUUAUAUAACAUAUCUUGUUAUUAAUAAGAUACAUAUAACAUAUAGUAUAACCACAGCUCCUUUUUGAAAGAAUUCCCAAAGAGAAUGGAUUUUAGUUAAUUUGUAAAAUUAUUUUAAUUAUACAUUAUGCUUUAAGCUCUAAUUCUAAGAUUUCAAAGUGAAACAUUUUAUGUUUUGUUCUUUCUGUAUCUUGAUGACCGCUGACCACACCACCACAGGGUUUUAUGAACAUGGAUAUUCCCUGAAAUAAUGACUGAGGUAGCCCUGCUUGACACCUAAGAUGAUGCAGUCAGUUGUUUUCCCAUGGUCUAAGCUAUGCCUAUGCCUGCCUCAGGUUUUGAAAAUAAAGUAUAAAAUAUUCAGUGUGAAUGCCCAUCAAAGUAUAGUAGUAAAAUGAUGAGCUGCUCUUCUUGUUUCUGCAAGUGACUAUAAUUUAAGCACAUUUUGAUAUGUAUUUCUGGAAAUUUUUGUUUAUGUAGCCAUUCAUAAUUUAGGGAAUAAGUCACAUAAAAAUGAUUCCCCUUCACCAAAUGAAAGAUAGCUGGUAUUUUCAUGUAAAUGCAUAUUUUACUUUAGUUAAAUGUUAUGUAGGUUUGUUGAAAUCCAGAGUAAAUUGUUUUGAUAAUGAGCUCCCUUUUAAAGGAACAUUCCCAAGUUACUGAAGCUGUGAGCUCCUGCCACGGUAUCACAUGGACCAACGAGAGUUGCUGUGUUUCAUUGCUUAAAAAAUCUGAAAGCCAAUGUCCAAUUCCUCUGUGAGAAUAUGUUUUGCUUACAUUUUCAAUCUUUUCUUUCCUUCUAGCCUGUGAACUUCUUAUGGACACGGAUGUUUCUAGACUCACUUUCAUGUCCAGCAUAGGGCCAGGCAUAGACUAGUUUCCUCAUGGAAAUGAAUGAAUGGACUUAAAUUGUUUAGAGUUCCAUGAUAUUCUAUGAUAUGGCCUGAGGCAUAGUAGGAUAAUUCUCUGUCUAGUACCAAACAGUAAGGCAGAAAAUACUUUGGAGUCUUUCCCCUACUCAAAAUUGAUAUUCUGACUUGAAGGGUCCAUUGUGAUUUUCUCAGUCAACCAUUCUAUGCAAAUGCUGAGACAUGCAGCACGUAAGCUUCAUGGUACCCGGCGAUUACUUAUAUUUUCUUUAUAAAGUCAGAAAGGCUCUAUUUAGGCUUCCUGGAAGUAUUGACAAUCAUUUUAAUUACUGAAGGUGCUACUUAUUUUCCAACAUUGACCUUGAUAAUGAAUGUUCCUCUCUGCUGAAUUUUAUGUGUUCUUUUUUUAGGGGUGGGGAGUGGUGCAAUAAAAUUAGAUUACCUUUUUUUCUGAAUUAUGCAACUUGAGAAAGUCCCUUUUACUCUAUUGUUACUGUAUCUUAAUUAUUACUGCUCAUUAAUUUAAUUGUAGGUCUGUGCUGUUUAUUAGGAAGUACAUGCACAUAUAUUUCUAUAGUAUGUAAGGCAAACCUGUAUUGUUUAUUAAUCUAAAAUUUAUGUUCAUGUUGAAUCUUUGAAAUGAAAUCUGUAAUUGUUUUUUCUUAAUCAUUAAAUGCUAUGCUGUUCUAUGCUGAUAGAAACCUAAUGUCCAACUCCAGCCCCCAUGUAAGGGCCCAUUUUGUCUGGGUGUAUAUAAAUAAUGACAAUGGAAAGAUUAAUGUCAACACAAAAAUAAUACAACCAACUCCUAAUGGCUAAAAAAGAA
Meriones unguiculatus (Mongolian gerbil) is the source of this 11011-nucleotide messenger RNA. It is a transcript of the gene Slc16a7, whose product is annotated as solute carrier family 16 member 7. The record is from RefSeq and is a predicted model, not a curated record. The coding region runs from base 765 to 2219 and encodes 484 amino acids. The transcript is spliced from 7 exons. Gene Ontology annotation, biological process: monocarboxylic acid transport; transmembrane transport. Gene Ontology annotation, molecular function: monocarboxylic acid transmembrane transporter activity. NCBI's taxonomy places the organism in Eukaryota, Metazoa, Chordata, Mammalia, Rodentia, Muridae. Gene Ontology annotation, cellular component: membrane.